Molecule: messenger RNA, 747 nt
Organism: Pestalotiopsis fici W106-1
Lineage: Eukaryota; Fungi; Ascomycota; Sordariomycetes; Amphisphaeriales; Sporocadaceae
Exons: 4
Coding region: 1-747 (248 amino acids)
Source: RefSeq, a predicted model, not a curated record
AUGGCAACCAUGGACUGGCAGACGCCACUGUCUGCGUCCCUCGGUCUGCUCUCGACCGCCGCCGUCCACCUGUUUGCAGCCCUGUACUGGGCCUUGGCGUGGAUCUCCCUCAACGUCGUGGCCAUCAUACCCACAUACCUCUACCGCGCCGUCGCCGUGAUCGCGACACCCUUGACGUAUCCGCUGUAUUAUCUCUGGAGGCUCGUCGCUUUUAUCCUGUCCCCGUUUUGGGUCCUGUGCAGUGCAUGCGUGGGAACCGUGUCCUGGGCUCUUGAUUUGGCUGUCAGGUUCAAGUACCUUUACAUCUUUUUUGCCACUGCGGCUCUUGUAGGAAUCUUGACUGCCUGCCUAUUACACGGCACCAGCAACUUGAUCUUUUCUCUACUCAACAUUGCGCCCUCGUCGUCAUCGUCUUCUUACUCUCGGUCCUCUUCUUCUUAUGAGAAGGCCCAGCUACGGCUCCAGGUCAUGGAUCCCUUGGAGGGCGGCGGCGACUACUACGAUUCCGCGCCAAAAGAAGAGGAAGACGAUGACGGUGAUGCCUCGUCGUCAUCGACUGACUUUGACAACUUGCUGUCCGAACCUGCUUCACGCCGCAUCCGAGCUGAUCAUCCAGUGAAUAACAAACUCCUCGAGCAAGCUUAUCGGCAAGCCAGGAGCACGCGCUUGAGUCCCAUUAAGCCAAGCAGAAGGUUCAGGGGGCUUCUGGCACAGACAAUUCAUGAAGAGAGUAGCGAGUCUGAAUAG